UGCAUCAUUUCUUGUCAUGUGUUUUCUUUAAUAAAUUCUUGUGAAUUUUGUUCUGUGGAAAAUUUUAAACUUAGUUCAAAUGCUAAAAGCAAUAUCUAUCUCAUUAACACAUCAAUGGUUGCAUCCACCUUGAGGUUUAAUGUGACGUUAUAAAGCUUUAUUUUUAAGAAGGGAAUGCUAGAAUAAACUCAUAAGCCUGUUCAAGGCCUGGAUUUGACACAAAUUAAUUUAAAAAAGGUGAAAAGUAAAUAUUUUAGAAGACUUUGUUUCUUAUUCUCUUUAUGAGUUCAACAUCCCUCAGCUCCCGUUUCGCUCUCCUAUCAUCUGUUAUGGUCUCUUGGCUUCAGCUGCAUGCUUCACAGCCUCUUCAAAUUCCUCACUUUUUUCACACCACAGAGAUUAUCUGCACUCUCAGAUGAAAUCCUGCUCAGUCCUUAUCAACACCGGCUUCUUCACAGUGAGACAUCUGCCUCAGAAAGAAAGGUCAAACUUAUGUUGUAAAAAAAAUGGCAGUCUAUUGCAAAAUAUGCACUGGAUUAUUCUGUAAACAGCGAUGUCUGCUCCACCAAAGCCUUGACGACAGAUUGUUAACUAAAAGCAGUUUCUGGUUUGUAUUACGCUUUUUAGCAACUAAAAAAUGGACUGUUUUUCUGAGCGAUUAUGUGUCUAAAAUACAGCAGGAACAAAAGAAGGUGCAUUUUCCAUACCUGUAUCUAAAAGAUGGUUUAAUGUAAAAAUGAUUACAAGGUAUAAGUCCAUGUGUUUUAGAUUGGCCCCCAGCUUGCACUUUAUUUUUCACUCUGCCUCCUUUGCUUGAUGUUGUCCAUCUUUAUCAUUUCCUGACUCUCUCUGGCAGUUAAGACAUUCCUUGGCCUCUUGCGGAUAUUUUCCUGAAGAAUCUGAUCUGGCACCCCGCUCGAGUGAUAUCAUGGAAUGCACAAGGGAUUUUUCCUCAAGAAAACAUCUCUGAAUUCAGCUGCUGUGUUACCCACGUUGGAGUCUCAAGGUCCAUUUGAAUGACUCUUUUGAAUGACUUUUUUUUUUUAAAUGUACAGUAUGUCCUGGGAUUUGGGGUGUGAAGUAAAUCAUCUCUUCUGACUGGAUGAACCCCAUACUGAGGGCGAAGGAAAAUGCAGAUACCAUCACUAAUUUGGAUUCUACACUUGAUGAAUCUUUCAAAAAGUCAAGACAGCACAAAUAUCCUGAGAGGCAAACGUAGCUCUUCAGUAAGCACUGUUUGCCAGGCAGGAUGUGCCACAUGCUCAGCCCUGAAUGGCUGCCUGUCCUGUAAACCUCGCUUCUUCUUCCACCUGGAGCUGGAUGGGAUGCGACAGAAGGGGACGUGUCUGUCCUCCUGUCCCCGUGGUCACUAUGGCGUGCGCUCUCCACACAUCAGCACCUGCACCAAGUGCAAGGCAGACUGUGCUUCCUGCUUUAGCGAAAAUUUCUGCACACGUUGUCAUCCGAGCCACUUCCUGUUCCGGGGCAGAUGUGAAAACAGCUGUCCAAUGGGGUUGACAGCAAAUAUAGUGCUGCGAGAAUGCACAGAGUGUCCUACAGGCUGUGAGCUGUGUGUGAGGAGGAACAUGUGCAAGAGAUGCAAUGCAGAUAUGUACCAUCUCCAUGGUCAGUGUCACCACACCUGCCCAAAAGGGUUUGAGCCAGAUGGGGACCUAAUGCAGUGUAUCCCACAAAUUCACUGUGAGGUUGGAGAAUGGACAAGUUGGGGUCAGUGUGCUCAGAAAAACACCACAAAACCAUACAGGAGAGGAGAGGAGACCCGCACCCGACAAGUCCUUCGCUCCCCAAGUGUCUAUGGUGACCCCUGCCCACAUGUGUCAGAGAUCAGGAAAUGUGUCAUCAAAAAGAGAAACAGAGCUAAGCUGUAAUGUUUGGAAGCAUUCAACCUGGUACACCUUCAACAAGUUACUUAAAAUGUUGGACAGCAUUUACAAAUUGCAAUAAUAUGCAUAAACAGCAUAAUUUCUGAUGAAGUUUAACAGAAAUUAGCACUGCCAUGUUAAAAUUGCUUCUAUGUUUUAUACACUGAUAAUAGAAUGUAACUUUGCUUCAGUUUAUUCCCCAUACAAGUUUUGAAGGUCUCAAGCACACAUUUUGAGAUGUCACAUUAGAAAAAUCUCAUAAGAAAAGUUCAUUUUAUUGCCUCAGAUUGAAAAAUAAGCUGUUAUUGUGCUUUUCUGAUGCUAACAUUCUCAAAUAUCUACUGUCAUUUGGAGGUACAGAUCUAACUUGACACACUGAGUUUGUGUAAAGAGGUUUACAAUGUACAGUAUAUUUCUGUAAUCUUGAGCGUUCAUUCUAUAAAUACUUUUCUACAUUUUACACGUCUUACUGUCCAGUAAGUCUUACUAUCCAAAGUGAAAAGAAAGAGAGAUUUUUUAAAAAAAUGACAAUGUGACACAAAAAUAAAAUACCAAAUGUAUGUGAUGAGAGACAAAAUAGCUACGGAUGAUUCCAACCAAACCAAAAUGAGGACUGAAAUUAUUAAAGUGAAAGGCAAAAACAACUAAGUGAACACAAAGAAUAGUGUUUGUUCUAGUAGUGUUUUAUGUCUUGAUUUUUGUAGUGUUUUUGGAUCUUUUCAUAUGUCUGUGCUAGGCUUAGUUGGGCUUUAAUCCUCCUGUGGAUUAAACUGAGCAUUACACAUAAUGCAGCAGAUUUAUGAAGAUUAAUUUAUUUGCAAAUGAAAAAUCAUAUUAUUUUAUUCCUGCUUUAUGAGAAUAAAUUAGAUAAACAAGGUAGAGUGCAUGGGAUCGUGUA
Messenger RNA from Melanotaenia boesemani (Boeseman's rainbowfish), 2781 nucleotides. Its product is annotated as R-spondin-3-like. The record is from RefSeq and is a predicted model, not a curated record. The transcript has 6 exons. Bases 1131 to 1889 code for a protein of 252 amino acids. Lineage: Eukaryota; Metazoa; Chordata; Actinopteri; Atheriniformes; Melanotaeniidae.